Molecule: messenger RNA, 1850 nt
Organism: Musca domestica (house fly)
Lineage: Eukaryota; Metazoa; Arthropoda; Insecta; Diptera; Muscidae
Gene: Cpr97Ea
Exons: 4
Coding region: 544-1611 (355 amino acids)
Cellular component (GO): chitin-based extracellular matrix
Molecular function (GO): structural constituent of chitin-based larval cuticle
Source: RefSeq, a predicted model, not a curated record
AUAUUAUUAUGUCUUUGUUGUUGACAACGAGAAAUGACAGCAGCAACGGGAAAAUGUUUCUUCGACAAUAUGAAGCAUAACCGACAGUACCACCGUCAAUCCAGUCAGCACGCUAGACAGCUAACGGCAGCAGCAACACCACCACCAACAACUCUCAAACGUUUCUUUUCCUUCUUAUUUUCUUAGCCACACAAAUAAAGUACAAACUAUAAAAAGGCCAAGUUAUUUUUGCAGCCGUUCAGUCCAAACGCGGAGUUUUACAAAGUCAUUGAGAACCGACCCGAAGCGAUCGGGUGCAUAGCACAAAGAAACAACUCAAGCCAUUCAUAUAUAGCCGCAAACUUAAGUGACUACAACACUCCAAGAGAAGUUCAGCAGUUCCGUUCAAAGUUCAAAUAAAAAAAUCAAGCGGAGGUGGUUGUGGAUACGCGAACCACAAACGGAGUGUACAAAAGGAGUUUUCUUCUUUGUUUAAUGGAACAAAAGAACAACAAAAAUAAUUAAUUAAUAGCAAAAAUUAAAAUAACGAUUUGAGUGUUAAAAAUGCCCGUGCUUAAACGUUUUCUGAUAUUAUCAAUAUUGUGUGUCACAGUGUGUGCACAAGAUUAUCAAGACUAUCAAGAAAAUACACCAAGACCUGCACCCAUAAGACUGCGACCGAACACGGCCCAAGAAGUGCCAAGGCCAACACCAGUACCCAUUCUAAAGCAAAUUAAUAAACACAACGAGGAUGGUUCCUACACAUAUGGCUACGAGGGUGCUGAUGGUUCAUUCAAAAUAGAAACCAAAUUGGCCACCGGUGAGGUUAAAGGUAAAUACGGCUAUGUUGAUGAGACUGGCAAAGUACGAGUUGUCGAAUAUGGUGCCAACAAAUAUGGAUUCCAGCCAUCCGGUGAGGGUAUAACAGUGGCACCGCCCACAUUAGUUGACGAAACUAGACGUGAACCAGAGCCCGAUUAUGAAGAGGAACCCGUAAAUAGACCACAAAGGCCACAGCGCAUUAAUCGUCCCCAACCUCAGUACAGACCUGCUCCUCCACCACCGCCACCUCCACCUCAACCCCGUCCUCAACCACAAUACGUUCAGUAUGAGGAUGAAGAAUCCGAACCAGAGCCUCCACGUAGACCCCAAUAUGUUCCCCAAAGUAUCCCCGCCCCAAAAUCUGUAGGACCUGCUCCACCCAGACUUCAAAUACCCGGUGCCCAACGUACCACAGAUGUUGUUUAUUCUCCAGUUCCAAAAGUGGCACGACCUGAACCGGACUACUCACAGAGCACCUCAUUUGGUGGUUCAUCGAAUCUCCGCAUAUCACGACCCGUCUAUGCCCCAGCACCUGAGACUCCAUCUCCGUCCAGUGCUCGUGCCCAAGGUUUUCUGGGACCUGCUUCGGGGGGUCGACCUCUUCUGGAACCAUUCCAAUUCGGACCCUCGCCAGCACCCCGGCCAGUUCCUCAAGCCGUUCCUGUACAACAACCCCGCUAUCCACAGCCUCAACCUCAAAGUCGCAGCAGCGGAGGUGGUGGCAGUCUGCUAGACCAGCUAGCACGUGAUUAUGCUCUUCCCGAGGGCACAUCUCAGCCAUUGCAUGACAUUUCAUUUGGUUAUUAUUAGACGGGGAUGAAACGUCGUGUUGGUUGAAUGAUUGAUGCUGAUCAAUCAAUCGGUCUUGUAGAGUCAUCAAAGAGAUUUUAUGUUGUGUUUACAGUUAUUGAGUUUAAUAUUUUUUUUUUUAAAUAUAAGUUGAUCAUCAAUAUUUCGUGUACGAGACAAUCUUACCAUAAAAACUAAAUCCAUUGUUUAUUCAAUAAAGUAUUUUGUGAGGACGUUGCCAUUUUUGUGGUGAAAUUAAA